Soboliphyme baturini is the source of this 437-nucleotide messenger RNA. The record is from the annotation of a GenBank genome assembly. Lineage: Eukaryota; Metazoa; Nematoda; Enoplea; Dioctophymatida; Soboliphymatidae.
AUGUCACGAGGAAUCUUUUUACCACCGGUAGUCUCCACCCAGGUGGCUGCAUCAGACAGCGCUGAUGAAUGGGAGACCGACCCAGAUUUCGUAAAUGAUGUCGGCGAACAAGAAGGCCGGUGGGGUUCCAAGACGGUUGAGGGCUCCGGCCAUCAAAAAGGCGAUCGAGAGCUGAAGCGCAUUCAAUUCGAGCAGAUGCCCAAGCCGUCAGAGGGAUACGGCGGCAAAUUCGGCAUUCAGCAAGACCGCGUCGAUAAAUCCGCCGAAAGCUGGGAUUAUAAGGGGGUGACCCAAAAACACCCUUCACAGAAGGACUACUCGGUCGGAUUUGGAGGACAGUUCGGCGUGCAGCGGGAUCACCAGGACAAAUCCGCCGUCGGUUGGGAUUAUAAAGAAAAAGUGGCCGUGCAUGAGUCGCAGAAAGGUAUAAGAUGAAU